AUGUCCUUUCUGCCGCCCCUCUUGGUACUCGCGGCGCUGAGCGCACCCAUCGACAUCGGCGCCGCAGUCGGGCUCGCUAUUGCGCUGAUCGACAAACGCACAACGACGCCCACGGAUCAUGCGAUGAUCUUCCAGUUUGAUGCCGAAGACUUGCGUCUGGGGGAUUUGCGGCGCUUGAGCGGGCUCGUGAUGAAUGCUACGGAUUCGGAGGGUAGUGGCGCGGCGGUCUUUAGUUCUCAGGGUGAUGGGGAGCAUGAAGGGUUUGGGGGUAUGAAAGUUCACACGAGAGGACUUGAGACCGAAGUGAACGGUACCUAUAUUGCUGUCCCGCAUAGUAUGGAGGUCUCUGAAGAUGACGAGGAGGCUCGGGCAGUCCGCGAACUGCACGAGGCUGGGCUCGCAAGGGCGAAGCUGGUUGAGGAACCCAGGGACGUUCUGGAGGCGUUCAUGCAGUUGCGGAAAGGGAUGUAG
Saxophila tyrrhenica is the source of this 471-nucleotide messenger RNA. RefSeq lists its product as uncharacterized. Lineage: Eukaryota; Fungi; Ascomycota; Dothideomycetes; Mycosphaerellales; Extremaceae. The record is from RefSeq and is a predicted model, not a curated record. The transcript has 2 exons. The coding region runs from base 1 to 471 and encodes 156 amino acids.